Messenger RNA from Notolabrus celidotus (New Zealand spotty), 1090 nucleotides. RefSeq names its product zinc finger, CCHC domain containing 9 (gene zcchc9). The coding region runs from base 127 to 978 and encodes 283 amino acids. The transcript is spliced from 6 exons. Gene Ontology annotation, molecular function: zinc ion binding; nucleic acid binding. The record is from RefSeq and is a predicted model, not a curated record. Lineage: Eukaryota; Metazoa; Chordata; Actinopteri; Labriformes; Labridae.
GUGGCGGUGUGCACUAGAGUUGGUUGUGAUCCGCCAUUAAAGUAAGAGACGAAGAAGAAGAAGGAGGAGGACUUCCGGAUAAAUAUAAACACAUGUUGGUUUAAAGCUUCAUAACACGCUGCAGUCAUGACGAGGUGGGCGAGAGCAAACAACGUCCAUAAACACAAAGAAGCAGAUGCCACGCCAUGGAGUCGACUAAAGGCAGGAGGAGGAGGAGGACGAGGAAGAGGAGGAGGAGGAAGAGGAGGAGGAGGUUACCAAGGCAGAUCUGAAGGUUCAAAUCAGGGACCUCCUAGAGACUACCUGAGAGGACCUCGACCCGACGGCUCAGGCGUGAAGAAGCCGAACAAAAAGAAGAAGGACUACGACAACGAGGACGUCAACGGCUUCAUGGAGUACCUGCAGCAGAGCGGACGACGGCUGCCCCGAGGAGAGAGAGGAGGCAGGGAGGAGGAGAGGGAGAUCAGGGAGGAGGUGGAGACGGCUCUGAAGAAAGACCAGAGGAGAGAAGACAGGAGGGUGAAGAGGCAGACCGACAAGAAGAGCUCGAUGCUGUGUUUUAACUGCAGGAAGCCCGGUCACGGUUUGGCCGACUGUCCGGAGGCCGACAGAGACGAGGAGAUGGGCCGAGGGAUCUGCUACCGCUGCGGCUCCACCGAGCACGAGAUCCAGAAGUGUCGAGCCAAAGUGGACCCGGCUCUGGGUGAUUACCCGUACGCCAAGUGCUUCAUCUGUGGGAAGACGGGUCACCUGUCGAGGUCCUGUCCAGAUAAUCCCAAAGGACUUUACGCACAAGGAGGCAGCUGUCGAGUUUGUGGCUCCGUGGAACAUUUUCAGAAGGACUGUCCGGAGCAUCAGGCUGCAACUAACUCGGUGACCGUGUCCUGGCUGUCCAACAACAUGAGUGCAGACUACGAGGACGUCCACGUCCCGGUGAAGAAAGCCAAACCCAAACAGACCAAGGUGGUGAAGUUCUGAUCAGAACGGGGUCUGCAGACACUCCCGAGUCUGUUUCUGUAAAUAUGAAAUCAAACGUUUAAUAAAGAGUUCCUUCUCCACGUUUUGUUGGUGCUGGAACAAAACUUUAAAA